Molecule: messenger RNA, 2517 nt
Organism: Tupaia belangeri chinensis (Chinese tree shrew)
Lineage: Eukaryota; Metazoa; Chordata; Mammalia; Scandentia; Tupaiidae
Gene: FLCN
Product: folliculin
Exons: 13
Coding region: 313-2046 (577 amino acids)
Biological process (GO): positive regulation of transforming growth factor beta receptor signaling pathway; negative regulation of transcription by RNA polymerase II; positive regulation of TORC1 signaling
Cellular component (GO): cytosol
Molecular function (GO): GTPase activator activity
Source: RefSeq, a predicted model, not a curated record
GGCCUGCGGUCUGCGGAAGGGCCUGGCGUGGGGACGCCGGGGCGUCUCCGGGAACCUGAGCCGUGGAUGGCGGGGGGACACACGCGCGAGCUCUGCGGACCGCACCGGAUCCUGCGUCGGCCCAGUGCCGUGCCUGACUCGAAGCCACAGGCCUCACGUUCUCUGGUCUAGGCGUGUGAAGGUGCACGUGUCGUCCCGCCAAGCCCAAGCACUGGCACACGUGGGCGCCCGUCAGUGACACUGGGAAGCCCCGAAGUGUGAGCUGCCGAUCCGCCUCCCCGCCCCAGGCCUCCAGCGCCGGUCCUGAGUACCAUGAACGCCAUCGUCGCUCUCUGCCACUUCUGCGAGCUCCAUGGGCCCCGCACCCUCUUCUGCACGGAGGUUCUGCACGCCCCGCUACCCCAAGGGGCUGGGGCUGGGGAUGGCCCUGGCCAGGGCGAGCCGGCCGAGGAGGAGGAGGGGGGCAUUCAGAUGAGCAGUCGGAUCCGCGCCCACAGCCCGGCCGAAGGGGCCAGCGCCGAGUCCAGCAGCCCUGGGCCCAAGAAGUCCGACAUGUGUGAGGGGUUUCGCUCGCUCGCUGCAGGGCACCCGGGCUACAUCAGCCACGACAAGGAGACCUCGAUCAAGUACGUCAGCCACCAGCACCCAAACCACCCCCAGCUCUUCAGCAUCGUCCGCCAGGCCUGCGUCCGCAGCCUGAGCUGCGAGGUCUGCCCUGGCCGUGAGGGCCCCAUCUUCUUUGGGGACGAGCAGCAUGGCUUCGUGUUCAGCCACACCUUCUUCAUCAAAGACAGCCUGGCGCGCGGCUUCCAGCGCUGGUACAGCAUUGUCGCCAUCAUGAUGGACCGCAUCUACCUCAUCAACUCCUGGCCCUUCCUGCUGGCCAAGAUCCGGGGCAUCAUCGACGGGCUCCAGGGCAAGGCGCUCAGGGUGUUCGAGGCGGAGCAGUUCGGGUGCCCCCAGCGGGCGCAGAGGAUGAACACGGCCUUCACGCCCUUCCUGCACCAGAGGAACGGCAAUGCCGCCCGCUCGCUCACCUCCCUGACGAGCGACGACCACCUGUGGGCCUGCCUGCACACCUCCUUCGCCUGGCUCCUGAAGGCGUGUGGCAGCCGGCUGACCGAGAAGCUCCUGGAAGGCGCACCAACCGAGGAUACUCUGGUGCAGAUGGAGAAGCUUGCUGACUUGGAAGAGGAGUCGGAAAGCUGGGCCAACUCUGAGGCCGAAGAGGAGAGAGCCCCUGCGCUGCUGGAGGGCGUGGAGAGGCGGGAACUGAGCAAGAGCUCCACGGACUCCUUGCGCUCCGACUGCGCCGGCUGGCAGCCCCGGAAGCUGUCGGUCUUCAAGUCCCUUCGGCACAUGAGACAGGUGCUGGGAGCCCCGUCUUUUCGCACGUUGGCCUGGCAUGUCCUCAUGGGGAACCAGGUGAUCUGGAAGAGCAGAGAUGCCGAGCUGGUGCAGUCCGCCUUCGACGUGCUUCGGACCAUGCUGCCCGUGGGCUGCGUGCGCAUCAUCCCCUACAGCGGCCAGUACGAGGAGGCCUACCGCUGCAACUUCCUGGGGCUCAGCCCGCACGUGCAGGUGCCCCCCCACGUGCUGUCUUCAGAGUUUGCUGUCACCGUGGAGGCCCGCCCGGCCGCUCGCUCGAACCCCAACCUUGCCGGCUGCGAGGACGACCAGUCUCUCAGCAAGUAUGAGUUUGUGGUGACCAGCGGCAGCCCUGUGGCCGCAGACCGAGUGGGCCCCACCAUCCUGAACAAGAUCGAGGCGGCUCUGACCAACCAGAACCUGUCUGUGGACGUGGUGGACCAGUGCCUCAUCUGCCUCAAGGAGGAGUGGAUGAACAAGGUGAAGGUGCUGUUCAAGUUCACCAAGGUGGACAGCCGGCCCAAGGAGGACACGCAGAAGCUGCUGAGCAUCCUGGGCGCGUCCGAGGAGGACAACGUGAAGCUGCUCAAGUUCUGGAUGACCGGCCUGAGCAAGACCUACAAGUCGCACCUCAUGUCCACCGUCCGCAGCCCCACGGCCUCCGAGUCUCGCAGCUGAGGUGCGAGCGCCGUCUCCGCGACACCUGGGGAAGUGACAGUGGCUCACAGACUGGCUCUAAACUGCCAGGGUGGAGCCAGGACGGAGACCUGGGAACUUGGCCUGGCACAGGAGGUGCCACCUGUGGAAGCCGUGGCCCUGCAUCCGUGCUUUGGGAGGACUGGGGGCUGGCCUCGGGUCUCGAGAACGCAGACCUGGGAGCCCACAGAGAACGUGGGUCAGGCCUCUCGGUCAUCUGAUCUGCAGCGGCACGCCCUCUGAGGGUCGGCGUUGGGCUUUCCCGUUGGGGAGGCCCGUUUUCUGGGGUCUGCUCAGGUACGGGCCUUCACAGCUGUGGAAAGUAGGGGCCGGCCGUGUCAGCAGUGGUUGGUACUCGUCUCGGGUGGGUUUGGGUAAGGUGGCUGUCCCCCCUGACGCUCAGAUUCUGACGUGUGAGUCAUCUUCAGGCACUGUAGGGGCUUUUGUCGUCAC